Molecule: messenger RNA, 9365 nt
Organism: Hyalella azteca
Lineage: Eukaryota; Metazoa; Arthropoda; Malacostraca; Amphipoda; Hyalellidae
Exons: 19
Coding region: 383-4555 (1390 amino acids)
Biological process (GO): regulation of G protein-coupled receptor signaling pathway; G protein-coupled receptor signaling pathway; intracellular signal transduction
Source: RefSeq, a predicted model, not a curated record
ACUCUUGAGUGUAGGGUGUGUUGCCGCGCUCAUCAUAAUCAUGAGAGUUCUCAAACCCCCGCACUGCUGAGGUGUCAUGGUGCGUGCUGGUUCACGGCUCCUAUCUUAUAUACUCAGCGAUGGAGGUCGGGAUGUGCGGUGGCUGAGGUCGGGAGAGGGAGCAGCAGCAACUGCACCCGUAGACCCUGGGAGUGGCAACUGCUCCUCGGCUUGUGCGUGUGCCCGCUUAUAUACGGAGAGCCUCUGCAGCAGCAGCAGCAGCAGCGGCAGCAUCGGCAGCAGUAUUGCAGUAGCCGCAGCUAGAUGGGUCGACAGACUUCACCAAAAGCUGCUGUAGCCUCGCCUACUGCUGCUGCUGCUGCUGCUACUGCUGCUGCAGACCAUGGAGGGGCGCCAACAUCCUCCAGUACAUGUGUACACGAGCCUACCUGCUCCCAACGCUGCCAAAGCUGGUGUUGCUGCUGCCUCCAACAACCAACUACCGCGGCCGCCUGUCUUCUCCAAGAUGGAGGCCCUGGUGAGAGAGAUGCAGGACCCCGACACCGGCAUCCCCAUACGCAGCCAGAAGCUCUUCCUUACCUCCAUCCCCUCAGCCUUCAUGGGUUACGAUCUGGUGGAGUGGCUCAUGGAGCGCCUCGACCUCGAGGACUCAGGUAAUGGUGAGCUCCCCCUACUCCUCCCCUACUCCUCCCCCUACUCCCUCUACAGGUUCCAGACUCCAUACUACUGGCCGUCACAGAACCACACAGCAGACACUACAGACUACGCCAUUUAUCUCACCAAGCGCCUCUUCCGCAACAAACAAAAGCACGGGCUGGAGGAGUACGAGCUCGAGACCUACGCCAAACUCAAGAAGGGACUGCAGCAUAAGUGGGACUUUGUGACCAUGCAGGCUGAGGAACAGAUGCGGCUGUCGAAGGAGCGCAAGAAGGGCGACAAGAUCGUGACGGACUCGCAGGAGCGCGCGUACUGGAGGGUCUACCGCCCACCUCAGGGCUUCACCAACUGCUUAGAGGUUGCCCCCGUGCCUGACCGUGCCAACAUGGCCAACAGGGUGCGCAUGAAGAGUGUACAGCUCCUGCAGUAUGAGAUUGAGUGGCUGACGAAGGGGCUGGACAGGACGAGAAGCAAGGUGUCGGUGGCGAGCGAGGCGCUCAUCAGCCACUGCGAGGUCUUCGUCGACUACGACCCCUUCCUGGUCACCCCGCACCCCUCCAACCCCUGGGUGUCUGAUGACGAGGAGUUCUGGCUCCUUAAUGAUGACUAUUCUGGCUCCUCAAUGAUGACUAUGACCAUGCACCCCUCCAACCCCUGGGUGUCUGAUGACGAGGAGUUCUGGCUCCUUAAUGAUGACUACACCGACGCGCCUACAGAGAUGCGAGUCAAGCGCUGGGCCAUCAGCUUCCAGGAGCUCAUCUCUGACCCGCUUGGUAUGACGGAGUUCACCAACUACCUGCGCAAGGAAUAUUCGCACGAGAACAUCCGCUUCUGGCAAGCCGUCAACGAGCUGCGCUACGGACCAGCGUCCAACAUGACCGAGGCCGUCGAGAGCAUCUACGAGGAGUUCCUGAAGCCCGGUGCCCCGUGCGAGAUCAACAUCGACGGCAAGACGAUGGAGGAGACGCAGCUGCAGCGCAAGCAGCCCUCGCGCUACACCUACGACCUCGCCUCUGAGCACGUCUACGCGCUCCUACUUAAGAAGGAUUGCUACCCUCGCUUCCUACGCUCUGAGGACUACAAGACCCUCCUUGCCAACGCCCUCCAGCCCUCAGCCAAAAAACCGAGGUUCUUCCACCUGAAGAGCGGUCCAGGGCGCAAGAAGACCUCCACCAGCGCGGGCACCUCCAACAGCCUGGCGCUGGUGGCGGUCACCCCACAGCCUCUCAAGCGCCACGGCUCCGACGAGCAUCAGGGGGGCGCCGCCCCACCCAGGACUGAUGCUGGGGGCGUACAUAUCGGCAGCACACCCACCCCACCUCUGUCUUCACACAAGCUCGAGUGCGACCCGCCAUACAGGGGAGACCUUCCUACUCAGCGAAUUGUAUCGCAAAGCAAAGACGUGUCCAGUUCAUAUACGUCUGGCGAGUCCCAGGACGCCGCCAUGUCGUCCAUCUGUCCAUGGGACACGGCAGAGGCGUCCAACGUAUGUCCCUGGGAGACCAGCGAUCCUCCUCCUACUUCUACUUCAUCCCGAACCCCGACAUCCCAGCCAAGUUCUCUGCCGCUAAUACAGCAGAAAUCAUUUAGAUUGGAGAGCAGCACCACUCACCUCAAAGGCAAACCCCCUGACCGGUCCGUAUCUGUGGACGUUUGUUCCAUGGGACAAAAUCGCGGUAAUUUGAUGGGUGCUGCAGCUCAAGUGUCACCCACUGGUCCCUCUUACUUACCUCCUUCUGCAAGCGAGUCGAAAGUCACUCUAAAUAUUUGUCCGUGGGAGUCGCAAGAUUUGCCUCAAAAACCACAGGAAAAGUCGCGCUCGGUAGAUGUGGAAGUAUGUCCGUGGGAUCAACGUGAUGACGAUGAUAAGAACUCGACUGAUCAUGCAUUUCCUAGUGACCGCGAACUAUCGGGGAGCAAAUCUCCAUCGAUUAGUUCUACUCAUGAAUCAAAAGGGGUCGUUGGCGACGCGUCGAUGCAGCAGACAGAAAUUGAAAAAGUUCACGGAACUUCUCCGUCACUGAGUCUGCAAAACUUGCAUCAAUUAUCUGCAUCUCAGUCGUCUCAGGAUGUGGCAUUAAGGCAGCAAGCGUACCAAUUGAGCACUGAUUUAUCGAAUGUAAAAAUUGAAAUAGAUCAGUCACUUGAAAAUAAUCGCAAAGCCAGCCACCGAGAGCUCUCUGCAUCUGCUUCUGUUCCCUGUACUUCUAUUCUCGGUCAUCAGGCUAACUUGGACUAUUCAGUUCGUUCGGGCCAUUCCUCCGAAGAGUACGAGGUGGAACCCACUCAAGCAGCGACCACCCCUGUCACGGUAAGCUACAAUAUUUCUGAUAUGGCGUCAUCAUCUUGCGAGAAAAGCGAGAGUGUUUCCCUCGGGUCGCAAAUGGAAAGUCAAAAGCAACAUGAUCCAAAAUAUGUUACUUCAAAGCCGCCAAUGGCUAAGAUCCAGAUACCUCGAACUGUCAGCGUGUCUUCCCAAACGCAGACUGAUCCAAUCAUACAGCAUAAAACUAAUCAGCAAACACAGUACCCUUCACGCGACUCUUCCUUCCGGCAUUCCAGCAAACACGGUCACAAGCAAUCCAAACAGGUAGCAGUUCCAUACGCCGUGGAUUAUCCACCAACUUCGCAUUCACAUGUCCAGCAAAUACAAAUGAAGCAAGUACUUAACAGAUCUCAGCAGUUCCAGGCGCAGCUUGACCGUCAGAAGUUCGAAGUGGAUUAUGAAAACUAUUCACUGGAAAAGCCUCAACACGUGAAGGACGAUACAGCCGUUCAACGCAAACAUAGCGAGCCUAACCAAUCGAAAUACAGUCAACAACAUCGACAACAGCAGUUCUACCACAGCAAAGACGACCUCGAAGAUCAUCAACGUUGGCAGCAGAGGCAAGCAAGAGUCCAACAACAACCUGCAGAACAAAGGGAACGACGAGACGACGAGCCACUGUCAGGCAUCAGCUCCUAUGACCAACAGAGACGAGGAGAAGGAAUUGCUGCUCAACGACGUGCCGAUCAACAGAGGGAAAUUGAGCAUCAACAGCGCGAACAACAGAAUGUUUUAGUGGAAGAACAGUUACGGCGAGGUGAAAGACAUGAACAUCAACGCUUAAGUCGGCAACACGAAGUACAAUUGCACGGAGAACAGCCCCUAAUGCCGAAAUUCAACUCGAUCAAUCUGCCGGAACGACCGGUCUCCUUGCAACAUUACUGUGAAAUCGAACAUGGUGAACCUCAGUCGCAUCGAAACCGCAUGAAGGAGUUUGCUGGGGAGGAAAAGCAGCGCUUGCUGAUGAGAGGUCUCGAAUAUGAGAAGACGAGUGAACUCGAACCAUACUCUUCAAUACCUUCUCUAUCAACCAUGAGCCAGGAUUCUUCUUCGUCAAGUAGGGAAUUGCUUCACAUUGUACAAACUUCCUCUACCCACGUUCAGCCACAAAUGUCUUCUUCUCAAGUUCACCAGCACAAAAUGUGCCCUACCUCCGUUUCAACAUCGUACUCCACAUCUUUGGUCCAAUACGUAGGUGCUCCGGAACCCCUCUCAAGUGUGACCAAAAUAUCGUCAGCUAAUUAUACAUCGCCGAUUGUUGGUCGUACGCCGGUUGUAUCUGUGAGCCAGGAGAGCUCUAGCCGGACUGGUAGUGAUGUAGCAGGACCGUCUGGACAGAUUCAGGUUGAAACUUCGUCGGGGAGGAUUCAAAUCGCGACAUCUGUGAGCCAGAAACUGUGUUCGCGGACAUCUGACGAGCCUGUUUCUUCGCAGCCUUCUCUCCCAAAGUCAACCGAAGCGCCCAACAAAGUUUGGGACGACCCAGCUGACAUAUGCCCCUGGGAAGACGAGGAACGCUGCCGAGUGGAUGCACCAUUCGUCAAAACCUACGCAACUCUUGGUUAUUUGUGACCAAACAACCAAGAUAUUCAACUCACUGGUUAUUUGUGACCAAACAUUCAAGAUAUUCAACAGACUUGGUUAUUUGAUACCGGACCUUGUCCAAGACACCUGGUUAAUUGCUCCUUAGUGUUCGGCUUACACUUAAGGAUAUUCGCGACUGAACAUUGACACUUUCUGUAUUCGAAACUUCACGAGGUGAAAGGAUUAAGACUUGAACUUACAAGAGGACUAGCGUUUAAUAAACUUGACAUCAGCUAUAUUUCAUUACAAAAAGUUACACCUUUUCUACAUAUCUAGCCGAUCAUGUUUCAUAUCUAUAGUUGACACUUAAAUUAACCAUACAUAUUUAUUUAUUUUUGACAUCAAGAAACGGAGUCUUCUGCCUUUUCGGUCCAGCAGCAUUCGACACUUCAUGGCUGUUCAGCUCACGGUUGUCAGCAAGAUUGAGCCUAAACUCUCUUACCACACUGGGACAGUAAGAAUUUUUAGAAACAAACUGAUGGAGAACUGAUUGACGGUCUGGAUUCAGCGAAGGAAAGCGUGGAUUAUUAUGAACAUUUGGACUACUGCGAGUUGUUGGCGAGGAGGAAUCUUUGAAGAGAGCCCUUUUCGAAGUCGAGUGUCAUUUAACUGAGCCCUACUUAGGCACCGUCGGAAAGACUUCUGUUCGGAGAUCCCUCAUUGAAAUACUGAUGUGGAAGCGACAUGAGAGAUUUGGUUUACUGGUGUAAACCGCAGCGAUGACCUCGGGUUGAAGCUUCUGACGACCAGCGCUUGUCUCGGUGAGCUCGUAUACUAGUCGCCUCUAACCUUCUGUUCCCCACUGGCCUGUGCUUCAUCAUAAUUACCUUGGCAGACACUUUCUUGCCUACAUCAAUUCGUUGAAAAACUUUCAAGAUAAAAAUGCUUCGUGUUUCAUAAAGGAUAGUGGCAUACAGGAUGGACGUAGACGCGGCUGGUACCGAGGAUGGGUCGAGCUCCCUUGGCACACGGUGCUUGAGCUCCUUGGAAGCUUCAACUCGACAUCGGAUGGAAAACUGAAGGCCGAUGAAAAGCUAACUUGAAUGUUGACGAACGAAGUAAUUUCAUGCGUUGAUCUGAAAAGGAAAUGAUGGCAACCUGACUGAAAGCACAAAUAGUCUUGAAUUGUGGCAUUGCGGUAAGGUUUCUAAGAAUAUCUUUCUGUUUCAAAGUGGUGUGGUUAAAAUUGACACGGAGUGGUGGAAGGAUAAUAAGAAAUAUUUAAAUAGUUUUCUUCGUUAAACAAUACAUGACGAAUGGUGCUUCUGGGUCAUGGGUUGUUCCGGGACAUCACUUUGAAACGCUGGUGAGAACUUGAAUGAAGGUGAAUGCGCAGAAGCAAAAAAAGUGUUGGAGGAAAAUGACAAUUUCUUGAUAUGAUGUAAGUGAGACGAUAAACUUGAGAACCAGAAUUUCCAUGUGAAUAUUGCCACUAUUGAAAGAACAAUCACGGCAACCGUAGUUAUAUUCUGCUGCUGUAGCAUAGGAAAAGAGUAAUAGAUGCAAUUAGUAGGAGAUGCACACUGAAUUUUUAUUAAUUUUACCUAUAGCUUAACAUCUGCAUUUGUUCUAGCUCUAUACCUAUCACACAUAAUGUUCAACAUCUCACAAUGAUUUACUAUAGAAUUACAUAGGAUCAUAUUAUUUUUCUUGAACUUAUCUCUGCCAGGAACAUUACGAAACCGUUCACGUUGACCAGUGACAGAAAUUUCAUUUAGAUGCUCUCGCAUAGCGAGUAAUUUAUUCGUGGAGAGUAAGGCGAAGUUACUGAGGUAGUUCCGGACCUGACGUUAUUAUAAAGAGCUCCUACCCUCUCGGUGUUUCCUUUAUAGCGAUCGUUGUUUGCUAUAAGAAAAGUACGACUCUAUUGUCGAGUUCUGGAAACUUUUUAGCUAUUAUCUGUGUUGUUAUUAUCUAGUAGGUGGUCCCCAAGGUUUGUUUUAUUGUGGAGACGAUGAGACGAAAUGUUUUAUUCGUUUACAUUGUUCCCGACAUCCAUUGUAUCGCUUUCGGUGGGCGAUAAAAAGGCUGUAAGUGAUGCUACUUUUAUCAGAGUUAGCUAUGUUGCAUCUUAAAAUUUGAAUUAUGUCAGGAAUGAGAUUUGGAUUAGGUUAUCUAUAACCUCUCGCUUGAAAAUUUUAUUUGUUAAUGAGCAUUUUUUGUGAUCUUCUAACGUCUCGAAGCAUUACCACAAAUACUAGGAACUCCUCCUACGAUUUUUGGUGAAUUUCAGCGGUUUUCAUAGAUUGUUUUAAAAAUCUUCAAUGUUGAUAGCAUAUAGUUUGUUACUAUAAGAUUGCUGGAAAGAGUUACUGAAACAUGUCCCGUUAUAAAAUUUCCCUAACAACAUAUUUAGCUCAAAAUCAAAGUGAGGUACACUUAAGAUGAGCACGCGAGUUUGGCUUGUGAUUAAAUACACUGAGGCUUCUUAGAGCUGAUUUAUGGUUACGUAACUUCGUGUGCUCUGUAAAAACGUACUCUGUAAGUCGCAUGUUGUACUCCCAUGAAUAUCAUGCAUUUAACACAGAUUUUCUAAGGGUUCUUGCUUAAGUACGGUUUCUGAUUGUAGAUCUCUGGGCCUUAGGUCCGGAAUUUUAACAUUAUCUUCGUGAUCGAAUAUUCCUGAUAGGCAAGUUUUGGUCAUUGAUUUUUUAGGUCUAAUUGUGUUACAUUCAUCUUAUCAUUGACACAUAUUUUUUAUUCGGAAUUAAGGCUCAUUAAAUAUGCCCUUUCUCAAAUAAAUUUAUUCGUUUUCAUACUCAGAUUCGUAGAAUAAAAAUUACCUAAUAAUAUCUCUGAGAAUUAAUAUGUAUUUAACAUAGAUUCGCCAUUUUUUAACCAACUUAAAUUUCAGUUUGAUGCUUAUUGUCUCUGUAUCACAUCUUGAAUUUGACAUUGGCUGAGAUUUCUUGAUUUGACCAAUUCGAGGCAUAUGUUCUCUAAUGUUUGCUCUGAGUUGUUAUACAAGUGAUGUAUGUAGAUGUUCCAGUGUCAAAAAGUGAUGUCAUAUCUGGCGUCUCAAUUUAAGAUAUCAAUAGUCAAGAAAUUGUUGUUGAUGUUGGUAAAUUACAAUAUUAAAUUAUUAUUUUAAAAAUUUCCGAAUAGAAAUUUGCAGAUUAUACGCGUUGUCGAGUCUCUAGUAAUAAGUAAGUGUUAGGAGUUUUAAUGAUGAAUCUGCAUCUACAUUGGAGACGCUUUCGUAGAAUGGUCAAUCUAUAUUACACUUACUGCCUUUAAUGCCUUCAUUUUUCGGACAUAUUAUCCAUUAUUUAAAUUGCUCCAACGAUUUGCAUUUAUCCUAUGAUUACCGGACAUGAUUGCUCUUCUUCAUCGCGUGUUCUGACUCUGGAGUGAAAAUAAGCUUAAAUAAAAUCGCUUAAUGGUACAUUAAUGGUACAACCAUAGAAAUCUUUUUCAUUUCAAUCAAUCAUUGCAAGUUAAAGAUCACUCUAGUGUUUCUGAUCUUCUAGAAAAGUAAGUAAUUCUCAAACUUUUCUACUUCUCUAGUGAAAGUGGCUCAAUCGAUGUCACUUUUAGAAGAGGCAUCUUGCCUCCAACUUUCGCUGUCUCGUUCCUGUAUCACUUGUAACUAAUUACAUGUACGCAGCAUGUACACAUGGUGGUUUUUUCUCGUACGCUGUCAGGCUUUGACUCGUACUCUGUCAGACGUUGACUCGUAUGCAGUCAGGUUUUGACUCGUACGCUGUCAGGUUUUGACUCGUACGCUGUCAGGUUUUGACUCCUUUGCUGUCAGGUUUUGACUCGUACGCUGUCUGGUUUUGACUCGUAUGCUGUCAGGUUUUGACUCGUACUUUGUCAGGUUUUUACUAGUACGCUGUCAGGUUUUGACUCGUUCGCUGUCAGGUAUUGACUCGUACUUUGUCAGGUUUUGACUCGUACUUUGUCAGGUUUUGACUCGUACUUUGUCUGACGUUGACUCGUACUCUGUCAGACCUUGAAUAAAAUGCAAUGUUCAAGCCUCAGGCCUCUCUGAUGUUGCUCGUUUUAUUUGGCUGAAUAUAGAGACAUUUCCAAACUGGUAUCUGCACUAGAAUGUGUGUUUAUUGCACACCCCACACGAUGCAAAAGUAAUAGCAAAUUUUAAUCACGAGUAAGUCUUAUUGUAUUGUUUAACCUUUGAAACAAAGGACAUGAAUGACUCACUGUCAAGUUGUGUUUGCUGUAAGGCAAGAGAAAUAGGAUUGUUGUAGUAGUUUCUAAAAAUAUUUGCAUUGCUAAUUUACUGUAAGAUGAUGUUCGUGUACAUUUUUGGUGUUAGUUUGUUAAUUGGGAGUUUAGGGUUGAAAGUCAACGUUUUGACUAUUGGAAGUAAAGACAAAUUGACUGGAAAAAUUGUACUAGUUGUUCUAGGAACCUAGAUUUUCAUUGAAGAACUAGGUGCAGCAGUGAUCAAAUUCCUUUCGGGAAGUGAGAGUAAAUGCGAACGAUAAUGCAAGACAAGCGAUCAAUAAGAAAAUUUUUAUCUCUGUUUUAUCACUGAACCAAACAUUUUUUUCUGUGAAAUCAGAUUUCUCAUCACCGACCUCACCUCAUUGUUGGUAGGUUUAGGACUUCAGAACUAAUUUUUUGCUGUACGUAACUGUCACAAUUUUUUAAGUGCGACAUUUAUUCACUUUACACUAUGACGUAAAAGCAAGACGCAAGGUCCACUCAGCCAUUUUUUUGAUUGGUGCUCCAGCUGUUGCUUCAAUUGUUUAAAAUUGCUGUAGGUGCGCGCUCAAAAAAUAGGCUAAAAUGCGAGUGUCAUCACUUCCUUACAAAAUAACGUGCUACCAUU